AUGACCAAAGGAAUGGGGACAAGAGGUCAGUCGAGUGCCAUGGGCCAAGAAGCAAGAGACCCAAGCCUGGAUGCAGUUAUUCAGACGUUGCAAGAGAUAGGAAAUAUGAUGGGAAGGCAGGCUCAAGAAAGGGCCGCCAAUAUUGCCCAAGCUGCUGAGGCUACAGCAACUGCUGUUGUGAAUGGAAACCAGGCCAAUCAAGGGCAGGCCCUAGUGGUUGCAAAUAGGCUGAUGCACCAACUGGUAGAACAGUUUCUAAAGUUAAAGCCGCCAAAGUUUGAGGGAAAAGGUGACCCUGAGGCCGCGCCACGUUGGGUGGAAGAGUUGGAGAAGGUCUUCGAAGUUCUGGGGUGCACCGAGGCUGAGAAGGUGACCUUAGCGGUGUAUCAGUUGCAAGAUAAUGCUAGUGAUUGGUGGAAGGCCACCAAGGGAAGAGUGUUCCCUGAUGGUGUCGCUCAGACUUGGGCCGUGUUUUCUGAGAACUUCUAUGGAAAAUUCUUCUCUGAGAGCGCUAGGGAAAGGAAACUAGCAGAAUUUAUGAGACUCCGUCAAGGACAGAUGACCAGUAGUUUGUGA
Messenger RNA from Syzygium oleosum, 576 nucleotides. RefSeq lists its product as uncharacterized. Bases 1 to 576 code for a protein of 191 amino acids. The record is from RefSeq and is a predicted model, not a curated record. The transcript is spliced from 2 exons. Lineage: Eukaryota; Viridiplantae; Streptophyta; Magnoliopsida; Myrtales; Myrtaceae.